AUGACCUCGUCACCAGCCCCCAGUGACUAUUCCGACGAGGAACUACGCCCGUCGAGAAAAGAGAGUCGAGGACGUGAACUGAACGUCUACGAUGCCGUUGCCGGUGCUUCACGCCGAAACGACUCCUCAAGUAAACGACCAAAUCGGUCCUCUGGGCUGCACUCUUCCCGCGACCCCAGGUACGCGCCUGAGGAAGUCCUCUUCCGCCGCAAGGGCGCACCUGUUCGCUAUGAAGAGAAUGACAUCUACUGGGCCAGCGAGCAUCUACCCGACGGCGGACAUCAUCUUCUCCCUGACAGCGACCUCUUAAAGUCCAUCCAUGGGUACACCAGCAACUACUACGACGCAAUGGCCCUUCGCCUCGGUCCGCGUUGUGUCAUUGGCUCUCGAACCAUUGAUGAGAGGAGCAUGGAUGAAACCGCUCUACUUGCCUUUGGCAUCCUACUUGAAGAAGCAAGUCGCGAGGCUAUGGGGAAGAGAGGGGACCUCGUUCUGACUGAGCCAUUCACGGAGUCCAAGUUGCCACUUGCUGAUGAACGGACUCUCGACACCCCUGCUGUUGUCGAUCAACAACCAGUCGCGGAUGGUGACCAAGGAGCGACUCCGGAAAAAAAGCGGCGAAAGAAGAAAAGGAAGAUCCGACGUGACGACGAUGUUACAGCAGCCGAAAUAUGA
This is a messenger RNA of Neurospora tetrasperma FGSC 2508, 675 nucleotides long. RefSeq lists its product as uncharacterized. Gene Ontology annotation, molecular function: RNA polymerase I cis-regulatory region sequence-specific DNA binding. Lineage: Eukaryota; Fungi; Ascomycota; Sordariomycetes; Sordariales; Sordariaceae. Gene Ontology annotation, biological process: nucleolar large rRNA transcription by RNA polymerase I. The coding region runs from base 1 to 675 and encodes 224 amino acids. The transcript has 2 exons. The record is from RefSeq and is a predicted model, not a curated record. Gene Ontology annotation, cellular component: RNA polymerase I upstream activating factor complex.